Sipha flava (yellow sugarcane aphid) is the source of this 824-nucleotide messenger RNA. RefSeq lists its product as uncharacterized. The transcript is spliced from 3 exons. Bases 252 to 824 code for a protein of 190 amino acids. The record is from RefSeq and is a predicted model, not a curated record. Lineage: Eukaryota; Metazoa; Arthropoda; Insecta; Hemiptera; Aphididae.
UACAAUAAUAUCAAUUUAUUAUUAAAAUAUUUAUAUUAUAAUUACUGCAGACAUAUCAUUGUUAACAGCGAUAGGCUGAGCUCGUCGCUGACGAAAUUGGAGCAUAUUAUAUAUUUCGGUAUAGACAGAUUUCUCUAAUCUCACGUCAUAUUUCUUUUCUGUACAUACGUGUGCGAUUACGCUAUUGAUGUUGAAUCAUUUUUCAAAGCCGCAGUCCGGUAACAAUAUAUUGAGGAAUUAUACAUGAUAUUAUGAAAAAUUUUUUUCGGGUCUGGGUCACUUCACUUUCCGCGGUGACCUUUGCGCGCAAUGAAGUUAAGAACAUUCUCGCCAGGUAUGCUAAUGAAAGAAUGGAAUCGAACAUUACUCCUUUUACAGACUGCCCCCCGUUGGUAAAAAAACUUGAUCAGUGUCAACUAUAUUUUGAAAGAGGUAGUGAUGGUCGAAGUAAAAAUAUUUACAAAUGGGUUAGUCCCGAGUACAAUGCGAACCGUCAAAAAAUGAAUCACCCAAAAAUUAGUAAAGAAAAGCCAUACAACAGAAAAUACGGGCCUCCGAUGAAUUAUCAUCAAUAUUGGGUUCAAAAUUUUAAAAAAAGUGACGGAAGUCGAGGUCACUUAAAAUGGGUAUAUCCUGAUUCUGACUCGUGUAAAAGAAAAAUUAAAGACAGUCAACAUCGGGAUCAAGAACAAAUUAUUUAUAUCAAUGGGCCAUCAUCACAGUUUGUAAUAAGUCGUGGUGUCCGUAGUGAUUUAAAAUGGAUUAACUCGGAUUAUAAUUCAAACAGAAGAAAAACGAACGGUAUAAAAGAUGCAAAUGCGUAA